UGAGGAGGAUCCGCUCCGUGUUUUGCUCUCACUCCGUCCCUCCCUCGCUCCCUCCUUCCCCGUCCCCCCUCCUCCUCCGCCGCUCUGCUCCUGAACUCCAGCCCCCUCUCUAUCAGCCUCUCACUCCGUCUCAAUAUGUCUCAAGAUGGCGGCCAAUGCGGGAUCGAUGUUUCAAUAUUGGAAGCGCUUUGAUUUACAGCAGCUGCAGAGAGAACUUGAUACAACAGCAACAGUAUUAGCAAACAGACAAGAUGAAAGUGAGCAGUCCAGGAAGAAACUCAUUGAUCAAAGCCGAGAGUUCAAGAAAAACACUCCCGAGGACUUGCGCAAACAGGUAGCUCCUUUAUUGAAGAGUUUCCAAGCAGAGAUCGAUGCAUUGAGUAAAAGAAGCAAAGAAGCAGAAGCUGCCUUCUUGAAUGUUUAUAAAAGAUUAAUUGAUGUUCCAGAUCCAGUUCCUGUAUUGGAUUUGGGACAGCAGCUCCAGUUGAAAGUUCAACGUAUGCACGACACUGAAACUGAGAACCAGAAGCUCCGUGAAACAUUAGAUGAAUAUAACAAAGAGUUCGCUGAAGUAAAAAAUCAAGAGGUUACAAUAAAAGCACUUAAAGAGAAAAUCCGGGAAUAUGAACAGACCCUGAAGAAUCAAGCAGAAAAUCUGGCUCUAGAGAGAGAACAAAAGUUACAAAAUGACUUUGCUGAAAAGGAGAGAAAAUUGCAAGAGACACACAUGUCUAUGUCUUCCAAGUUUGAGGAGUCUGAACACAAAGUUCAAGUUUUGCAAAAAGCAUUGGACAAGUCUCAGGCAGCAUUAUUUGACCUGAAAACAAAAUAUGACGAAGAGACGUCAGCAAAGGCAGAUGAGAUUGAGAUGAUCAUGACAGACCUGGAGCGAGCUAACCAGAGAGCAGAGGUGUCUCAAAGAGAGGUAGAGGCCUUAAAGGAGCAGCUCUCGUCACUUAACAAAUCUCUCCAGCAUGCUUCACAGGCUCCGAAGGCACCUAACUCGGAGCAGACGACGGAGGUCAUGACACACUCUAACAUGGAAGUUGAACUUACUGCAAAGGAGCGGGAAAUUGCCCAGUUAGUUGAGGAUGUGCAGAGGUUACAGGCCAGUCUUACUAAACUACGUGAGAACUCUGCCACUCAAAUAUCCCAGCUUGAACAGCAGCUCAACACCAAGAACAGCACUCUCAAGCAACUUGAAGAAAAACUAAAAGUGCAGGCUGACUAUGAAGAAAUUAAAAAAGAACUGAAUAUCCUGAAGUCCAUGGAGUUUCCCCCAUCUGAAGCAUCUUCUAUACAGGAUGCUUCUAAACCCUUAGAGGUUCUGCUGCUGGAAAAGAACCGCUCUUUGCAGUCAGAAAAUGCCACACUCCGCAUUACUAACAGCGACCUGAGCGGGUCAGCCAGGAGAAAAGGGAAAGACCAGCAUGAGAUUCAACGUCCUGCAACCUUGCCGGCCUCCCCUCCCUCUCAGUUGCUCCGCAACACAGGGGAGCAGGCUUCCAAUACUAAUGGUACACACCAGUUCUCUCCAACGGGUUUAAAUCAAGACUUUUUCAACUCAUCCAUUGCAAGCCCUUCUUUACCCCUGGCCUCCACAGGAAAAUUUGCACUAAAUUCACUUCUCCAGCGACAGCUAAUGCAGUCCUUCUACUCCAAGGCAAUGCAGGAAGCAGGAAGCACAAGCAUGCUCUUUUCAACAGGUCCCUUCAGCACAAACUCCAUAUCUUCCCAAAGUCCAUUACAACAGCCAAGCCCGGAUGUUAAUGGCAUGGCUCCUUCACCCAGCCAGUCAGAGAGCGCUGGAAGCGUCUCGGAAGGCGAGGAAAUAGACACUGCAGAAAUUGCACGUCAAGUGAAAGAGCAGUUGAUCAAGCACAAUAUUGGGCAAAGGAUUUUUGGACAUUAUGUACUGGGACUGUCACAGGGUUCUGUGAGUGAAAUACUGGCUAGGCCAAAGCCAUGGAAUAAAUUGACUGUCCGAGGAAAGGAGCCUUUCCAUAAAAUGAAGCAGUUCCUCUCUGACGAGCAGAACAUCCUGGCUCUGCGCAGCAUACAAGGCCGACAAAGAGAGAAUCCAGGCCAGAACCUGAACAGGCUAUUUCAGGAAAUACCGAAAAGAAGAAAUGGGUCUGAAGGAAAUAUCACAACUCGAAUCAGAUCCUCAGAGUCGGGUUCUGAUGAAGCCAUCAAGUCGAUUCUAGAGCAAGCCAAAAGAGAGCUGCAGGUGCAGAAGACUGCUGAGCCGGCUCAGCCCCCUUCCGCAUCAAAUAGUGGCAACUCUGAUGAUGCUAUUCGGUCAAUUUUGCAACAAGCACGACGUGAAAUGGAGGCCCAGCAGGCUGCCUUUGAACCUGCCUUAAAAUCGGCAUCCCUAAUGCAAGCUGAUAUUUCCAUCGUUUCCCCCAAACUUAUGUCAACAUCCUCAGUUUCUAGCUACUCUCCUUUAGCCAUGACCCUGAAGAAACACACAUCUGUAUUAGACUCUGGUAUUUCAACUUUGCAGAACCUUACUGGUGUAAAAAAGGAGUCCCAUGACACUCCAAUUUUAGAACUCCAUAGUGUAGUAGACUCAACACAAGCGAUGUUAAGGCAUGGGAAAAAUGACUUGGGUCGGGGAAGUGUAUGGAAAGACCAUUGGUGGAAUACUGUCCCACAUGACCGAAGAAAUACAGUUUCUUCAGAAGAUUCUAAACCUGAAGAAAUAAACUGUGGCAAAGAAAAAGUUAUCAGUCAAAACAGAACAGAACGAAACCAACUUCAGGGGCCCUCAUCUUCUUCAGAGUACUGGAAAGAAUGGCCAAAUGCCGAGUCUCCAUAUUCUCAGAGCUCUGAAAUUAGUAUGACUGGAGCGAGUCGCUGUGAAACUCCACAAAACAGCCCACUGCCUUCUUCUCCAGUUGUUUCUAUGUCUAAACCCACAAAACCAUCAGUCCCUCCACUUACUCCGGAACAGUACGAGGUUUACAUGUAUCAGGAAGUGGACACUAUAGAGCUAACUCGUCAAGUGAAAGAGAAACUAGCAAAAAAUGGAAUCUGCCAAAGGAUAUUCGGAGAAAAGGUGUUAGGCCUCUCACAGGGAAGUGUCAGUGACAUGUUGUCAAGACCUAAACCGUGGAGCAAACUGACCCAGAAAGGACGGGAACCAUUUAUCAGAAUGCAGUUGUGGUUAAACGGUGAACUUGGGCAGAGUGUCUUAUAUUCGCAAGGACAGCAGCAAGGGCAAGCACUGCCAUCUGCAACAAUUCAACAGGAUCCUUUAGCAGAAGGAUGUCCAAGUUCAGACAGCACUCCAAAGUCCUCGACCAGCUGCAGUCCUGCUCCAGAGUCCCCGAUGAGUUCAAGUGAAUCGGUUAAGAGUCUGACUGAGUUGGUCCAGCAACCUUGUCCUACGAUCGAGACCAGCAAAGAAGGCGAGGCACAAGAAUCUAGUGAUGCAACUGCAUGUGACUCCCAGCCAGCAACACCACUCCCAUUCCCUGGACAUUCAUCCUUGAGCAUCCAAGAACUCGUGGCAAUGUCACCUGAACUUGACACAUAUGGCAUCACCAAGAGAGUGAAGGAGGUUUUAACAGACAAUAAUUUAGGUCAACGUCUGUUUGGAGAAACCAUCCUUGGCCUUACUCAAGGCUCAGUCUCUGAUUUGCUAGCUCGGCCAAAGCCCUGGCAUAAAUUAAGCUUGAAAGGAAGAGAGCCAUUUGUACGGAUGCAGCUAUGGCUCAACGAUCCAAAUAACGUAGACAAGCUCAUGGAUAUGAAACGUAUGGAAAAGAAAGCAUACAUGAAACGAAGACACAGCUCUGUAAGUGACAGUCAGCCUUGUGAGCCUCCUCCAACGGGCAUAGACUACAGCCAAGGGUCAAGUCCUCAGCCUCAGCAUCACCUAAAGAAACCUAGAGUGGUGUUGGCUCCUGAGGAAAAAGAAGCUCUUAAACGGGCAUACCAGCAAAAGCCAUACCCUUCCCCGAAAACUAUUGAAGAACUUGCUACGCAGCUGAACCUGAAAACUAGCACGGUCAUUAACUGGUUCCACAAUUACAGGUCUCGUAUACGCAGAGAACUUUUCAUUGAAGAAAUUCAAGCAGGUACCCAUGGGCAAAUUGGGUCUAGUGACUCCCCGUCAGCCACGAGUAGCAGGGCAGCUCACAGCUCUGAAGGAGAUAGCUGUGAUGGUGUAGACAUGGAAAGCACAAUAGAUGGGAAACAUGGUGCCCUUGAUGCAGAUGAAUUACAUAGUGCAAGCAAAAAGACUCAGGGAGGACACACAGACUCACUUUUUGACGAGAGUGAAGAUGCUGGAUCUACUGAGAAAACAGAAUACACCCGCUCGAGACCAGGCAGCCCAGACGACACAGGGGAUGAAGGCAGGAGAAAGCUGCAAGGUCGGAGUUCCCUUCCUGGAUCUCAAUGUUCUGGAGAAGGUUUGGAAACAACAUCAAAAUCUUCUACUGAAAAGCAUGCCUCUACCUCAGCUGCCUCAAACUUGGUCCCCGCAAAGGAGAGCUCCCAUAAGGCUAAGGAAGAUUCUGAGAAAUUAUCCAGUGUGCCAAGUACAAGUUCACAAAAAGGAAACUCUAUUCAGAGCUUAUUCAGUUUUUCUGAGACCGCAAGUUCCAGAAAUACACGGGACAACACCUUGAGGAAAAAGAAAGCAGCAAACUUGAACAGCAUAAUUCACCGUUUAGAGAAGGCCGCAAGCCGAGAAGAGCCCAUCGAAUGGGAGUUUUGAGAUUAAAUUAACCCUGGCUCUACAGAGCUGGGGAAAUUAAACUGGACCUUUCACUGGUUAUAUCGUGUUGCGCACUUAUCGCCCUGCAGGCCACAGGGCAAAAACACCAUAGGCCAAGGUGCAAAACAAAAGGAGCAUUAAGCCCAAUUUUAUGUUGUGUUUUCAAAGACGAAAACUGAAAUAUGUAGUCAAGCUUUUUUGUACCCUGAAGUGUUUUUACUAUUGCCCUAAGUGGUUUUCACACUUUCUGGAAUAACUAUUACAGCUUUGCCUUGUGCCCUCCUUUUCAGCGUGGG
This is a messenger RNA of Pelobates fuscus (common spadefoot toad), 5028 nucleotides long. It is a transcript of the gene CUX1, whose product is annotated as cut like homeobox 1. Gene Ontology annotation, biological process: intra-Golgi vesicle-mediated transport; regulation of transcription by RNA polymerase II. Lineage: Eukaryota; Metazoa; Chordata; Amphibia; Anura; Pelobatidae. The transcript is spliced from 24 exons. Gene Ontology annotation, cellular component: Golgi membrane; nucleus. The coding region runs from base 146 to 4732 and encodes 1528 amino acids. The record is from RefSeq and is a predicted model, not a curated record. Gene Ontology annotation, molecular function: DNA-binding transcription factor activity, RNA polymerase II-specific; RNA polymerase II transcription regulatory region sequence-specific DNA binding.